GUCAUCCAAGGUGUUUUACAUUAAUAUCAUGGUAUUUGAUGUAUAUUAGUUGCGUCAUACUCCACAUUGAAAAGUUAAUAAUAAACCUAGACAUUUCACACAUUGGGAACAAGUCCAACCCCUUCCGGCCCAAAAAUUUGACAUCUCAGGUUACAAGACCAACACGCUAGUCUGCAUCCUGGUAUUAGGUUGGUUCCUCCGCAAUGGGACACAACUCUGGAAUGAAAGAGGAUUGACCGUCACGAGCCAGAUCAGUAAAAGGCUGCAUAUUUCUGUAAAAUGGACAACAAGUUCGAGGAAGAGACAGAGUUUGGAGGUGGGAGCCUCUCUGGCCACACGAAGAGGAUCAUCCACUUUUCCAGUGGCGAGACUCUGGAAGAGGAAGAGGAGCGCGAAGAAGAGGAGGUCCCAACAAAUGGAGAAGCCUUCACAGGGGCAGCUGAAAAGGGCAAGUUCUCAUGGAUAAACUUUGUCAUUCUAGUUGGGAGGAUGUCGCUGCGCACUUGCGACUUUCUUGGAGAAAAACUAUCUGGUCUACUGGGACUCAAUGCAGCCAAAUAUCAGUAUGCCAUAGAUCAGUACCAUCGUGAGCACAAGAUAAAAAGCAGUCCAGACACUGAAGAGGGUCUCGCUGAAGGAGGGGCGGAGAGAACACACCUCUCAUCCAGGGAGAGGAAAGAAUAUGGGGCGACUCAGUCACCCAGGACCCCCUCCUGCUUUGAUCAGAAGGCGGAGGGACAAAAUCAAGGAUUGCAUAACCAAGGAUACCAGGAAGAUAUCGAUAACUUCAAAUUAUCAUUGUAUUGAAGAUCAAACUGUCGAAGACAAAAUGGUUGAUUAAGGGAACAACAUGAGCAAUAUGAUCAUCUGAAGCAUUUUACAAUGGAGUUCACAGUGGGUUUUGUGAAGUUUUGUGACCAUCGGUUGGAGUGUUUAGUACAAACAUACCCAAAUAAAUCCUGGAAAAUUGAACAGAUAGAGUAUGGCAUUGCUAAAACAUACAUUUUGGGAUAUAGGUGAUUUAAUGGAAGUGUCUGAAGAUGUUUGAUGAGUGGUUAUUGUAAAGCUGUUACUGCUUGUUGUCUCUGCCCGACACCGAUUCUCUACCCUGGAAGAGGGAUCCCUCCUCUGAUGCUCUUCCUAAUGUUUAUUCAUUUUUUUUCCACCAGAUUUUUUUUUGUGGUGGGGGGGGGGGCAUUUUCCCUCUUCUGAAUCGAAGGGUGUUGUUGUGCAUUAUUUGGCACCUACUGUAUUUUCAUCUGUUGAAGAAUGUAAUGUGAUUGUAUUGUUAAGCUCUCUGGAACAGAGUUGUGAUUUGGAGCUACGUAUACAAAUAAAAAUUUGACUGA
Lampris incognitus (smalleye Pacific opah) is the source of this 1349-nucleotide messenger RNA. Its product is annotated as protein FAM177A1. Bases 280 to 807 code for a protein of 175 amino acids. The transcript is spliced from 5 exons. The record is from RefSeq and is a predicted model, not a curated record. Lineage: Eukaryota; Metazoa; Chordata; Actinopteri; Lampriformes; Lampridae.